Drosophila innubila is the source of this 2385-nucleotide messenger RNA. RefSeq lists its product as uncharacterized. The coding region runs from base 635 to 1975 and encodes 446 amino acids. Lineage: Eukaryota; Metazoa; Arthropoda; Insecta; Diptera; Drosophilidae. Gene Ontology annotation, biological process: signal transduction; positive regulation of epidermal growth factor receptor signaling pathway; positive regulation of fibroblast growth factor receptor signaling pathway. The record is from RefSeq and is a predicted model, not a curated record. The transcript has 5 exons.
ACUCUAAACAUUGUUGAGUGCGGUUGACAGUCUAUCGUGUUGUGUGUUUUAUCGUUGCUUUUGCUAACAGUUCAAGCUUAUCAACAUAUGCGAAGGCUUUCAAUACGAAACCGAAAGUGCAUUGCGAAUUUUGACAACACAAUAAUACGAUAAAUCAUUGAGUGUGUGCAGAUAUAAAUAUACUCGUUCUGAGAUUCCCCUCGAAACUAAAAAACUAAACUAAAAUCGGUGCUGCACCUGUUUCCUGCCAACCGCAACAGAUGCGCCCCAGUCGGAAUCGCAUUAUGCGGCACGUACGCGCCUUUGGCUACGCAUAAAAAUGCGUUGUGUUCUUUGAGUGAAGUGCAUGAUAAGUUAACGAUAACUAAGGGCUACAAAAAAAAUAACAUAAAGACAACAAUAACUUUAGCUACGAAAAACGGCCUUGUGCAUUUCUCAGUGUAUUUUAUUUUCUGUGUGCUUGGCAAUCGAUCAAAGUCGGCCUAUAACAUUUUUGGGAUUACACAUAUUUGGAUACAUAGUCUAACUGAAUUUUAAAGGUAAGCCUUGGCAUCAUCUGAAGCGACUACGAGUAUCUCAUCAUCGCAUCCGCAAGUUGUCAGCGACUUUUACUACCCGACAAACUAUUUAUAAGAUGCUGAAACACGUACAAAUUUCGCCGCUGCGCAAUCGUUCGGAUUCUGUCUCUUUGCGCUCCUCGAGCAAUGCUUCUUCUUGCGCCAGUUCCAUGUGCGGCAGCCCGGAACCGCCAACGGAUAUGCAGCGAACUCCCUCGCGGGCCUCCAGCUACUCCAGUCUCAAUGAACAGUUGCCACAGACCACGAUCAAAGUCUACACAAACUGCCUGAAGAUCGACAUUGAAUACAAGACGCUGGGCAUACAGUGGGACACUACCAGCAAGGAGGUGAUAACACAGCUGCUGAGACGCCUGAAGAUGCGUCAUCGCGAUCCUCGCCUAUUCUACCUCUCCAUGGAGGUGGCCGUGAGACGUGCCGGAGUGAAGACUAUUCUGGUGCUCGACGAGGACACGCGACCGGCUAUACUCCAGGCUUGUCAUCCCAAGGGCGAGUCGCGAUUCUGUCUGCAACUCAAGCCCGGCGGAUUGAUUCGGGUGCACACUUCGGCACUGCAGCCGAGCUCCCAGUACAAAUCGCUGGUGAUCAGCGAGGAGACGAACUGCGAUGAGUUGUUGCAGCUCUUGCUGGGCUGCUACAGUUCCUUGGAGCCCGUUGAGAACUUCUCGCUGUACGAGGUGUGUCCGGGGCAGGAGUGCCAGCGCAAGCUGCAUCCCGACGAUCUGCCACUUCGUGCCCAGUCGGAGCGCCUGCGUCGAGGCGAGAGUUGUCACUUUCUGGUGCGUCGGACUCCCAACUAUGCUCGGCGUCGUCAGCUGUUGGCCAAUCUCAACGAGGCUAUCAAUCAGAGCACUGCGUCCAGUGCCAAUGUGGAGGAUACAGAUUCCGUCAGUCUUCUCGAGAUGUCUCUGGAGUCGGAGCUGUCGCUCUCCGAGGAUCUGCGCAGCUGCAGCAGCAACGAGGAUGCCGAGGAUGAUGAAUGCGCCAGCAGUUCCGGCUCCUCGGACAACUCCACCGAGUGUGCCCUGCAUCGUGACUUCUAUCAGCGACCCACCUCAAGUCCCGCUACCUCCCCCAGUGUCCAAUCCAGCAGCAACAGCAACAGCAACAGCAGCAGUGGCAACUCGGCAUCUCCUCCAGCUCGCGCCUACAGUCCCGUCUACAACAUCCGAGAGAUUCGCACGGCAUCGCACUCGUUCUCCUCGCUGGGCAAGGACAAGAAGCUGCUGGACAUCCACAUGAAUGCCCGCUAUGCGCCCACGGGAGUCUACAGUCGCCUCCUGCCCGUUGCCGAGGUGGACACCGGUAGUUGCCUCGAUUUAAAUGCGAAUGCAACAGCAACGGCGGAAGCUGUUAACAACAAUCCGGCCAAAGGACUUGGACACUUUGUCUAUUUGUAACCGAAGCCGGCAACUAGUCAAGUUGCGACUUGUACAUAGAGCAAUAAGAUCAGUAAGAGGAUUAGGCUUAGUUGAAUUACGUAAGCCGAGACGUAAGGAAAUCCCCCAAAAACGAGUACCGUUUGGACCAAAGAUGCAUUUGUAGGCUAAGUGAAAAAUGUAAAUAUAAUAGUUAGGAAACUGUCGAGACAUCCUUUGGCAAUUCCCCAGAGGAAAGCUAAAGGAGUAAGAGGAGGAGUAUAUAUCAAAAGGAGUCUAGAGCUUAAGGCUUUAGUCGCGUAGCUAAAGCUAAACUAAGUCCAAGAUCCAGGCACCUAACCAAUUACCAUAUAAGAAUACGUAUAGAAACCAAAAGAUAUUGUCAUAAUAACACAAUUAUACACACAUAAAAACCAAAAAACAAAAAAAAA